Molecule: messenger RNA, 6030 nt
Organism: Rhodamnia argentea
Lineage: Eukaryota; Viridiplantae; Streptophyta; Magnoliopsida; Myrtales; Myrtaceae
Exons: 17
Coding region: 115-5757 (1880 amino acids)
Biological process (GO): 5S class rRNA transcription by RNA polymerase III; transcription initiation at RNA polymerase III promoter
Cellular component (GO): transcription factor TFIIIC complex
Molecular function (GO): DNA binding
Source: RefSeq, a predicted model, not a curated record
UUUUCCCGGGAAAACGCUUUCUCUCUCAUCGCCACGAAACGCCACGCAAACAAACACACUCUCUAUCUCUCUCUCGCUCUCUCUCGCUCUCCUCAUGCUCUCCAUCUCCUCCUCAUGGACUCCAUCACCUCCUCCGCGCUCGAGGAGAUCUGCUCCACCGGCACCGCCGGCCUCUCCCUCCCCAGCCUCUGGUCCAAACUCGCCCCGACCGUCUCCUCCAGCGGCCUCGACCUCUCUCCGGGAGUCAAGAGCUCCAUCUGGGGCGGUCUACUGAAAAACCCUAACCUCGAGUUCCGCGGUCGGGGCCGCGCGCUCGGCCCGGCCGACGGGACGAUCCAGCGGUUUGAGGAUGCGGAGAAGGUGGAUUUGAAGGUCGUCGCCAACGAGAGCUUGCGAGACGUCUUCGUCGGGCUCUACGACGCUCAGUUCGCCACGGCGAACAUCAAAAGCAAUCAGCGCCGGGUUCUCGAGCGGUUGGCCCUCGGGAGGAUGAAGGGAGUGACUCAGAGUCAACUUUCUAAGGAAUUCGGCAUGGGCGGGAAGUACAUGUUCUAUAUACUAAAAAGUCUCGAGUCUCGAGGCUUAAUUAUGAAGCAUUCGGCUCUCGUACGAACUAAUGAACCUGGUGCUGAGGGAGAGUCUAUAAACAGUUCAAGUGUGACGACUAAUGUGUUGUACUUGUAUAGAUACGCAAAGCAAUUAGGCCUGCAGCAGAAGUUUGAAAUUACCAAGGAUGAAGAGCAGACUUACGAGGGUUUUGAGGAUUCUAGUGAAACUUUCGUGAGUGAAGAAUGUUUUCCUGGAGAUUAUGCUAAAGAAAAUGUGGUUGUGAAGGAUUAUCAACCUAUAAUGAAAGCUAUAUGUGACAAACUUGAAGCCACUGAAGACAAGGUUCUUGUCGUCUCAGAUGUCAAGCAACAUCUUGGUUAUCAUGGAGCACCGUCGGCCCAUAGGGCUUGGAGAAAUAUUUGUCGGCGACUGAAGGAUGCCCAUUUAGUGGAGGAAUUUGAGGCAAAAGUGAAUGGGAAGGUUCAAAAAUGCUUACGGUUGCUGAAAAAUUUCCCUCGAGAAAGUAUUGAGCCUCAACCCCUUGGAAGUGGAAAGAGUGAUCAGGGUGAAGAGUUUCUGAACUUUGGGAGGAGAUCUCUUGUUACUGAGCAAACUGCUGAGCUUCCUAUUGAGCAUCAAGUUUUUGACAUGAUUGAUGCUGAAGGACCUAAUGGGCUAGCGAUGAAGGAGGCAUGCAAGAGGCUUGGUAUUGGUAAUAAACAGAACCACAGUCGGCUUCUUAACAUGUUCUCUAGAUUUGGGAUACAUCUCGAGGCUCAAAAUAGUAAGAAAGGUUUUGUUUAUCGAGCCUGGACCCCAGAGAACUUCAAUAAGGUUUCAGCUGAUGCAUUUGCAUUCAAGGAAAAAAGUGUUGAUAGUGGCAGUGGAAAUUCAAAGCUAGACCCGGUGGACAAAGUAGCUCCAUAUUUACCAGAGAAUUUUACCUCAUCUUCUGAAGACCCCUUUGUUCAGCUGAAUAGCACAGAAAUUUUAUCAGAGCUUUCUUGUGGAAAUAAAGGAGAUAUAGAGGCUGACAAUGUGCUUGCCUCAGUGGUUGAGCCCAAAGGAUUACUCCAUCAGCCUGAAGUUUCUGGUCCAAAUUCAGAAGUUGACUUUGUGGCUUUGCCAAAUGAAAAAAGCAUCGUCCCUUCUGAGGCAAGUCCUCCUUCUUUGAGAUCUUGUAAAUCAGAGUCACAUCAGAGGUAUCCAUGUUUAUCCUUGACUGCCGAUGGUGCUAGGAGGGAGCAGAGGAUAUUGGAAAAAGUGCAGAGGGAAAAGUUUAUCUUGAGAGGUGAACUUUAUAGGUGGCUUGUGAGUUUCGAGAAGGACAAAUGCACAACAAUGGACAGGAAGACUAUAGAUCGCAUAGUAAACAAGUUACAGAAGCAAGGGCAGUGCAAAUGUGCUUAUUUGAAGGUCCCAACUGUCACAAACUGUAGGCGUACCCGCAGCAUUCAGGUGGUUCUUCAUCCAUCUAUCCAAAAUUUAUCUCCUGAACUGAUCAGUGAAAUUCAUGACAGAAUGAGGUCCUUUGAGAUGCUAACUCGUGGCCAUGGCUCAUCCAAUCAGAAGAACACUCAAUCUGUUCCUGUGCUUGACAGUGUUGAAAGGAUUCAGAGUCGUAUGUAUCCUGAUGCGACUGCUACCAAAUCAGAAGCAAUGCGUGCUAAUGGAUUUGUGUUGGCAAAGAUGGUCCGCGCGAAGCUUUUGCAUUGCUUUCUUUGGGAUUAUUUGCACGCUGCUCCUGAUUGUGGUCAUGAUUUUCUGCCUACGUCAACAAGUGAUGCUAACAAUCCUCAUAGCAGCUGUAGACUGUUUUCUUUAGAGGAGGCUAUUAAAGCUAUUCCACUGGAGUUAUUCUUACAGGUUGCAGGUUCCACUCAGAAGUUUGAUGACAUGAUUAACAAGUGUAAAAGAGGCUUUUGUCUCACAGAUCUUCCUCCCGAGGAAUACAGGGUCUUAAUGGAUACUCAGGCGACAGGGAGACUAUCCGUGAUCAUCGAUAUUUUACAGAGGUUGAAGUUGAUCAGACUGGUGAAUAAUGGGCAUAGGGAGGAUGGAGUCAAGGUUCCACAUGCAGUUUUAACACAUGCGAUGGAACUUAAACCUUACAUUGAGGAGCCACUGUCAAGUGUUGCAAAGUCAAUGAGUCUUGUAUCUCUUGAUCUCCGCCCUCGAAUAAGACAUGAUUUCUUUUUAUCAAACAGGGGUGCUGUUGACGAGUACUGGCAAACUCUAGAAUAUUGUUAUGCUGCUACAGAUCCAAGGGCAGCUAUUCACGCAUUUCCUGGAUCUUCUGUUCAUGAAGUCUUCUUUUUCCGUUCAUGGGCCUCCGUUCGGGUUAUGACGGCUGAGCAACGUGCUGAACUUCGCAAGCGCAUUAUGACGGAUGCCAAUGAGAAACUUCCAUACCAUGAAUGUGAGAAGAUCGCAAAGGAUCUCAAUCUUACCUUAGAACAGGUGCUUCGAGUUUAUUAUGAUAGGCGCCAAAAGCGUCUUAAUACAUUUCAUGGCGUUCAAAAUGUUUCCCGCAAACGAAAGAGAUCUUCGGAAGAGGUGCUGUCAGAGCAUGAUGGAAUUGGUGUAGUGACCGAACUUGGCCAUGGUAACAAUGAUCUACUAUCCGACAGUGCUGAGCAGUUUAUUGAAGAGCAGGUUAAAUUCUUACCUUCAUUAGACAAGCCCGAAUCUCAAUGUCAAGAUGCUGAACUCGAUAAUUGCUUGGAAGAGCCUGGACCAAACGAAGGAGACGAAGGGUGCUCGUCUAGAACUGGCCGGCAUGAGCCUACAGGGACGAGAACAGCACGGCAAAGAAGGUCCUUGUGGUCAGAUGAAGCAGAUAGGCAAUUGGUCAUCCUAUAUGCAAGAAACCGAGCAUUUGUUGGGGCAAAGUUUCACAGGACGGAUUGGGCUUCUCUUCCUGACCUUCCUGCACCGCCAAGUGCCUGUGGCAAAAGAAUGGCAUCUCUCAACAAAAGUGAUGCUUUUAGGAAAUCUUUAAUGAGGCUUUGUAACUUGCUUGGUGAACGAUAUACCAAGGAGCUGCAGAAGAAUCAAGAAAAGCAAUUCAAUUGUGGUGAUGAUGGACAACUUGUGCGAGGUACAGCUGAGCAUGGUUGCAGUGCUGGUUUCUCUACCAUAUCUCAAAUCACUGAGCAUGAUGCUUUUGAGGAAGAUCGAUGGGAUGACUUUAGUGUUGAACCCAUCAAGACAGUGCUUGAGGAGGUUCUCCAGUGCAAGAGGAUGAAUAAGUUGGAGGUCUCUAAAAGAGUUGGAUCUAGCACUAAGGAAUGGUCUAAUCUAAAUAUUGGUGCCCAGCAUGAUUCCCAAGUUUUGGGAUAUGUUUCUUCUGCUAAUACCCGCAAGGAUAUCCAGGAGAAUACUGGUGGCCAGACUAAGGGUUCUCUCCGUAGAUCUAAGUCCAGCUGCCGUCGUCUUCAACGGAAAUUUAUCAGGCUUUGGAAUGAUGGAGGGCAUGUCAGUGGACAUAUCUGUGAAUCAUUGGCUGUUUCGAAUGCCGUAGAGCUGUUCAAGCUUGUCUUUUUGAACUCCUCAACAGCAUCCGAAGUGCCAAGUCUCUUGGCAGAAUCUCUACGGCGAUAUUCCCAACAUGAUCUUUUUUCAGCCUUUAGUUAUCUCAGAGAGAAAAAAAUUCUGAUUGGGGGUAGUGGAAGUCAACCAUUCACACUUUCUCAGAAUUUUUUGCAUGACAUUUCAAAGUCUAUGUUUCCAUCCAACACUGGAAAGAGGGUUGCUAAAUUUUCAAAGUGGCUUGAUGAAAGGGAAAACGAUCUUGAUAACGAAAAGGUUGUUCCUACGGAUGUUUUGCAAUGUGGGGAUACUAUCUACCUGUUUGCUUUAGUAUCUUCAGGUGAAUUUUCUCUCUUUCCCUCUAUGCCAGAGGAAGGUGUUGGAGAAGCUGAAGAGUCGAGAAAUUUGAAACGUAGAGCUGAUGAUAAUGAAUCUUAUGGUGGAAGUAAAUAUAAGAAACUGAAGUCUACAUCAGAAUGUGAGGUUGUUUCCCGCAGGGAAAAAGGGUUUCCUGGUAUUAUUGUGUCUAUACAACGCGCUACAAUGUCAAAGGCUAGCUCUCUGGAGCUGUUCAAGGAUGCAGAACUUCGUGCUGGGCACCUGAGUAUCCAAAGUAAUGAUGCUCCAUGCUCUAUGUUGCUUCAGACAGAGAGCAAUUCAUCUGGUUCUGAUUGUGCAAAGAAAAUAGUCACUUCGGCCAACACUACCAGCAUUUCAGGGCUUUCUAAUGGAUCAAUCUGGGAUUCUAUGACAAGAUAUGCAAACGAAGUUAAUUUUUCCCAUACUGCUCUCGAGCAGGGAAGUGUCGUUAAUCCUAAUGUCUUCAGAGUUAUGUAUAGUGCAAUUCAAAGAGCUGGUGAUCAAGGACUGAGCAUGCGAGAAAUUUCAGAUGUUGUAGACAUGCCUGGGCUAAAUAUGCCGGAACUUCUUGUUGAAGUGCUGCAGUUGUUUGGCUUGGCAUUAAAGGUCAAUUCUUUUGACUCUGUCCGUGUUGUUAACUCUCUGUUUCGUUCCAAAUAUUUUUUGACGUCAAUUGCUGGUUCCGGUCGAGACCUAAAAGAACUAUCGUCAACGGAGUCAUUGAUGAAGAUCGGAGAAGAUCACCUCAUUUGUCAUCCCAGGAAUGAUGAUCUGGGUGGUGCUAAUUCCGAGAGAGAAACAAUCACCAAUGUUGAUCAAAUGCAUAAAGUUACCAUCCUUAAUCUUCCUGAAGAAAUUGACGUAUCUGCAGAUGAGGUUCAACAUAGUAAUGCAUUUGAAGGGCCUAUGGAAGGAGAAGUCAAUCUGUCAAGAGGCACUCUUGAGAUUGAAUGCUCCAACUUUUCGUCUGGCAGGUUAUGUAUGCCCAUUUUGCCUUGGAUUAAUGGAGAUGGAACUGUCAACAGGCUUGUGUACAGGGCACUCAUACGCCGCGUCCUUGGUAUUGUGAUGUUAAAUCCUGGGAUAUUGGAGGAUGAGAUAAUUGGCCGAUUGGAUGUUCUAAACCCUCAGAGCUGUAGAAAAUUGUUAGAGCUGAUGGUUCUGGAUAAACACCUCAAUGUCAGGAAGAUGCAUCAAACUCAAGGCUCUGAGCCUCCUCAUGUAAUGAAGUCUCUUCUUGGUGGCCAUUUCAGAGAAUCGAAGUUCAUCUGCCGUGAGCAUUUCUUUGCUAAUCCAAUGAGCGCGUCACUAUUAUAAUGAUGUUGUACUCUGUUGUAUCCAUGUAGCUGCAUCUGCUAAAGAGAAAAGGAACAAGAUUUAACUGUGGACUCCAUGCAAAUGCCUUGCGAGUGUUUACCAUCUUAUUUCCUUCUCUUUUUGACUUAUGUAGAUCUUGCACGUGUGUGUAGCAGUGUAGCUAUGUAUACUAACGUUCUCUAUCUCCGGCAGAGAAACCUUAGUUUUGCUAAGCUGUCUAUCGUGAUGAUGGCUUUCAAGCAUGUUAUAUCUAUUUGUUAAGAUUGAUGUCGA